Molecule: messenger RNA, 3567 nt
Organism: Rosa rugosa (rugosa rose)
Lineage: Eukaryota; Viridiplantae; Streptophyta; Magnoliopsida; Rosales; Rosaceae
Exons: 4
Coding region: 1696-3552 (618 amino acids)
Biological process (GO): ribosome biogenesis
Cellular component (GO): nucleolus
Source: RefSeq, a predicted model, not a curated record
AAUGAUGCUCUCUUACUUGGCCAUUGGGCUUUCUUUGGUGGAUUCUCCGGAUAGAUGCUCAUUAUUCUCCAAGAUAACAGAUACUGGAUGCCAAUUAAUUAUGCUCUAUAGUCAACUUCGCCAGGUGAAUAAUACUAUCUUUGCAUUGUGUAAAGCAAUAAGGGUUAUUAAUUUACAUAAUAGCGAUGGCGAACUGAACUAUACUAGAUGUGUCAUUCCUUUUCAUGGUGAAGCAUAUGCAAAAGCCGUGGAAAUGCUAUUAUCUGUGCAUGAAUUCAAAAUUGCAAUCCAUAAAGCAAUGAAGUCCAUACCAGAAGGACAAGCAAGCCAGUGUAUUCGGCAGUUAACAUUGGAUAUAUCAGAAUCUCUGGAGUGGAUGAAAGUUAGUUGUUCGGAGGCUGAUGAAAAAGAAUUUUCUGAAUGCCAUCUAAGUAGCUUGCACAGUUUUAAUGUGGAAGCUGAGCUUUACGGGAGAGGGUUGUCAGAAAUAUAUGCACUAUUCCUAGAGUCAUUGAUUGUCACAACUGGAAACUGUAACCUUCUUGGCGCUUCUAUAAAGGAAUUAAUUAGAGUGAUUUUCCCUUGCAUGAGCAAUCUGGUUGGACCACUGCAGGAGGAUGCUGUAAACAAAUUCCUAUGGUGUGUCGCGGUAAAAGAUUCUGACAAUGUGAUCGCUAGAAACAAAAACAAAUAUCUGAUAUUUGGAGUUUCCACUUAUUGGGUAGUUUUGUUCUUCUUUCGAUUGUAUAGCUCCUGCCGAUGCUUAUAUAGGCAAGCAGCAAUCCUUAUGCCUCCAGAUUUAUCAAGAAAGAUGUCUGCAGAAAUGGGAGAUUCGUUCUCCUCAUUCUCUGGCAGGGAUUGGAUGGAAAUGUCUGAUUGGAUCAAUGGGGGAUUUUUCUCUUGGAUUGUACAACCUUCAGCUUCUCUUCUUUCUGUUAUUCAAUCUGUUUCAAACAUCUUUUGUAAGGACCGUGCAGCUGAUUCUUGUCCUUUAACUUAUCUAAUGCAUGCUAUGGCUUGUGAAAGGCUUGUGGAUUUGAAUAGUCGUAUAAAGUCUUUUGAAUAUUUGAUUGAAAAUGGUGACAAUCUGGUGCAAGUUGCGGAGAUCUCUUCUUUGAGGCAAGAGGCAGCAGGACUUACGGGAUUUAUGAUGGAGCACCUCUCAUUAGUGUCUGAAGAUCAACAGCGAAUAUUCAUUUCUGCUGAUACGACUAAUAAUAAGAUGGUUCACUAUGAAAGUGACGAAUGGGAUUUCAGUAUUUGCUCUGUGAACAAGAAGUCAUUGCCAACUGCACUUUGGUGGGUUGUUUGCCAAAAUAUUCAUGCAUGGUGCCCUCAUGUAAGAAGCAGCUUUGGGGUGGUUAUAGAGCACAAGAACCAUGAAGCUGACAGGCUGAAGAAUGUGGCAUUGCAUCAAAUCUCAUCACAGUGCUUUAUUGAUUCGAGUCUGUAUGAGCAAAGAUUUGUCCGCAGGUAUUUUGCAAAGAGGUUCUGCCGUGCAUUGGAGAAAUCUACAUUGCCUUCAUCAGCGACUUUCCAUCCGGCAAUGUUAAAUUCAAAUUAUCACCUAAUUGGCCGAAUGUCUUAAGUGAUUUAGAGAACUCAUCAUUGGCUAUUUCCUGCAACAAACUCAAUGUAUUUGAUUGUUCUUCAGCCUCAAGUUGCAAGGGACAAAACUCCCAACCAUCUACCAUCAUGAAAUUUACAGCUUGUCAGAGUUUGCUUAAUCUUUUGAGUUGUAUGCCAAAAGGUCAUUUGGACACGAGAUCAUUUUCACGUUAUGUGACUUCUAUUCUGAACCUCGAAAGGAUUGUUGUUGGCGGCUUAUUAGAUUAUCAGAAUGCUUCAUACUCAACUUAUUAUUAUGAUCUCUUCAGAUUGUUUGUGUCCUGUCGGAAGGCCUUAAGAUGUAUAACUACUGCUUGUGAGGAGACAGUAGCCAGUCCAACCUCAGACACCGUACUCUUUGAGGAUUUAUUUCCAGUUUCAUGGCUUUACAAGUCAGUGCAUAUGGUUGCUGGGCUUCAAGAAUCAUUCUCAAAAGAUAUUUAUCAUCAAGUCCAUGAUAUGAUCUUGGCGUUAAUGGAUCACACAUUUUAUGUGUUUCUGACAUUAAAUAAAUAUCAAUCCAAUCAUGCUGUUCGUUUCCUUGAGGUUGCUGAGCUGAAGUUUGGAUGUGCCCAAGAACAGAGAAGUUUAUUGAAUUCGUCCAAUUAUAUUGAAGCCUGGAAAAGUGUAAACGUUGUUGCUAAGAUUUUGAAGGAACAGAUGCAGAUCUUACUUGUAAAUGUGAAGAAUGGCAUUUGUAAUGGAAAAGAGGAAGUUUCUGUUGAUGCUUUAAAUUUGAACAAGUUUGCUUCCAUAAUUUCGUGUUUUAGUGGGUUUUUAUGGGGCCAAGCAUGUGUUGUGAUUGACACAGAUGGGAGAAAUAGUGAUGAGAAAGCUAAGUUGUCAAGGUGGAAACUUGAACCAAUCUCCGAACUCAACCUCUGUAUAAAGGUUUUUGAAGAAAUUUCUAGUCUUCUUCUACAAAUGUUUAUUCUUGACGAUAAUCAGCAGUCCACAACUAUAUGUCAUGCCUAUAAUCUUCAGAAGUCAGGCUACAAUUUAGAUUUGUUGGGUGCAGAGAAGAUUUUGCCAGAAGGCAAUGAUGCUGACGCUGAUAUGGCAUGUGGUGGACUGCAGGAUGAAUCUGCAGUUGCAGUGACGUGCUCAGCAUCAUCUGACAUCUGUGAUGGCUCUGUAGUUGGUAGUGUUCAUAGAAGAAGACCGCGCUUGAAAGAUGCAAAUAGUAUUGUUAGUGUUCUCACUGCUGUUGAUUCAUUUGAACUGCAAUCUUUAAAUAAGCCUUUGUUGAGAAGCAUGCUAAAAGGUGAUUUCCCCAACGCAGCAUUUUUACUCAGGCAGUUGUUAAUCGCCUCUUCUGCUAUUUUGAGGCUAAAUUUGCAUAUUAAGAGCGCUCCCAUGUUGUCAAGCUUGGUGCAUAAGUUUGCUGGGAUUAUGCAAGUCUUGUUAUUGGAAUCAGCGGACGCAAUUCAGGUGCCACACUUCUAUUAUUUUGUGUGUUUAGAUGGUGUUCUGAAGUAUCUGGAAGAAUUAGGGAAUCAUUUUCCUUUGACUAAUCAUACCUUAUCCAGAGAUCUGUUUGACAGGAUGGUUCAGCUACAGUUACGGGCUCUAGGGAAAUGCAUAACUUUACAAGGGAAAAGAGCAACUCUUGCAUCUCAUGAAACAAGCACCAACACACCCAUAGGAGAAAGGAGAUUUUGUGAAGCAUCAUCUUUUUCUGGCUGGGAAUAUUUAUUGGAUGAAUUCAAAGCUAGGUUGAGGUCAUCAUUUGCUGUGUUCAUAAAGAAAUCAACAGAGUUGCAUCUCCAAUCUGCAGUUCAAGCUAUCGAAAGAGCCCUAGUUGGUGUGCGGGAAGGGUGCACAGUGAGGUAUGACAUAUGUGCUGGAAGUGAAGAUGGAGGAAAGGUUUCUUCAAUUGUUGCGUCUGGCAUUGAUUGCUUGGAUUUUGUUCUGCAAUUUGUUUCCCUAUUUAGCUAUGCAUAAGUUAAGCUACUGCAU